AUGACCGGCCUCGAGACGACGCGCACCGACGCUGGUCAGCAGGCGCUCAAGGCGUUCCAGCGCGUCGCCCACGAGGAGGCCUCGCAGCGCAGCGUCGCCCCCGGCCUGGCGCAGCUGCUGCCCGGGCUGGCCGCCGCCAUCGGCCUGGCUCUGAACCAGCGCAAGGGCGGCCUCCGCGGCCUCUCGACGGCGCGGCGCGCGGAAGACGAGGAGGCGCCGGCGCCCGUGGUCACCACCGAGGAGACCGAGUCGGCGUUCAAGGCCUUGUCGACGAAAUUCUGCAACCUGUUUGCUCUGUGGCUUGCCAUUGCGGCCAUCGCUGCCGUCAAGUACCCGCCCAGCUUCACCUGGGUGCAGUCGUCCUACUUCACUGGCCUGCUCGGGCUCCUCAUGUUCAGCGUCGGCAUCACCACCACCGUCGACGACUUCAAGGCGUGCCUGACGCGCCCGGGCGCGGUCGCCAUCAACUUCCUGUCGUGCUACGGGAUCAUGCCCGUCCUCGCCUACGCGAUUGCUAAGGCCAUUGGCGCCGAGGGCUCCAUCCUGGCAGGCAUGGUGCUGGUCGGGUCCAUCAACGGUGGCCAGGCCUCCAACCUGUGCACGCUCAUCGCCGGCGGAGACGUGGCCCUCAGCGUGCUCAUGACGACGUCCACGACGAUCGGCUGCAUCUUCAUGACACCGCUGAUCUGCAAACUGGUGCUGGGGGCCAUCGUGCCGAUCGACGCCAUGGGCAUCGUGGUCUCCACGUUCCAGGUGGUCUUGGCGCCGAUCUUCCUCGGCGUGGCGGCCAACACCCUGGCCCCGGGCCUCUGCAAGGCCUGCGCGACCUACACGCCGGUCGUCGGAGUCAUCUCUACGGUGCUACUCGUCGGCGCCUCCGUGGCAAAGUGCGCGGCCCCCAUCCUGAACGCGGGGCUGCCGCUGCAGCUGGCCUGCCUGGCUCUGCACCUGCUGGGAGGCAUCCUCGGCUACUUCGCCACGAAGGUGGCCAACUUCGACGAGAGGACGUGCCGAACGGUCGCGAUCGAGACGGCCAUGAAGAGCAGCGCGUUCGGCUUCCUGCUGGCCUCCCUGCACUUUGGGGCCUUCAACGUGCGCGUUCCCUCGGCGGUCAGCGUCGUGUGGAUGGCCAUCGUUGGAAGCGUCCUCGCGGUGUACUGGAAGGGGAAGCCGGUCUGA
Molecule: messenger RNA, 1179 nt
Organism: Prorocentrum cordatum
Lineage: Eukaryota; Dinophyceae; Prorocentrales; Prorocentraceae
Source: the annotation of a GenBank genome assembly